Messenger RNA from Malaclemys terrapin pileata, 1438 nucleotides. Its product is annotated as glutamine amidotransferase-like class 1 domain-containing protein 1. The coding region runs from base 1 to 495 and encodes 164 amino acids. NCBI's taxonomy places the organism in Eukaryota, Metazoa, Chordata, Testudines, Emydidae. The record is from RefSeq and is a predicted model, not a curated record. The transcript is spliced from 6 exons.
AUGUCCAGGAGCGUUUGCCUGUUAGCAGAGCGCCUUUUCUUGGCCAACUCCAAAGUUGGGGACGUGGUACCCCGUGGUGCUAGAUACCAUGCCCUGUUGAUUCCUAACUGUCCUGGGGCUUUGACUGACCUUGCAAACAGUGGAUACCUAGCUAGGAUAUUGCAGCACUUCAGCAAUGAGAACAAGCCUAUUUGUGCUGUGGGACAUGGAGUUGCUGCUUUAUGCUGUGCCACAAAUGAGGAUAAAUCGUGGGUAUUUCAGGGAUACAGCCUGACAGGGCCCUCUGUGUAUGAGCUGAUAAGGCAGCCCAGUUUUGCCAGUUUGUCCAUUAUUGUGGAGGACUUUGUGAAAGAUUCUGGAGCUACCUUUAGCGCCAGCAAGCCAGAUGCCGUACACAUAGUUCUGGACAGGCACCUUGUUACAGGACAGAAUGAGAAUUCCACUGUUAUAGCAGUCCAGAACCUUAUUCUUCUCUGCAAUGGCAGCAGGAAAUGAAGGAGCAGGCCUCCUUGUAGCUGGGAUGGAUGAAGAGCCAGAGAGACUGAAGGCUUUCUUGUCUGUGAAGGGGAUGUCUUGCAGAUGGAGAGGGCCAUCAGCACUUCUGUUGACUCGGUGAUCAUGAAGAGGCAGUACCAAUGUACGUGCAGAGUGGAUAAAGCUUGUGAACAAGAAAGCAUUAACGUGUAUCACUCCUUAAAGAUGAUCCUGAAAUAGUCUCACUUAUCUUUCUGGUAGUGAAACCUUUCUUGCAGAUUUUCUCCCCCCUGCCCUUGAAAAAAGAAGUAGAUUUCACAUGGGAAAACAUCCUAAAAAGAGCAUUUAUAUUUAUAGUAUCAACACUUCUCCUUGUGCUAAAGGGCAGAGACCCCACUCCAGGGCUAUAUAAUGCCAGCCCUAGUUGGGAACGUGGUAAUUCAGCUCCAUAGCAAAACAGUUCUGGAAUACUCUCAAUUUAGGGCCAUUCAUUUAUCAGCUGGUGCCUGUGAUUCAGAUAUCAAACUCCACAAUUAAUUCUGCAUUGAAUUGCAGUUUGAAGCCUAUUCUAGCCCUCUGUCCAAUGAGUCACAAAGUUGGCUCCAGACUCUUUAAAUGGAUUUUUGAAAGUGUGACAGAUUUGAGAUAUAAAGGAAAAUGCUUAGAUAAAUCCUGCAUGAGUGCAACUGAACAAUUAAGUCUGAAGCAGCUCACCUUGGUGAUACCAUUGACAUAAUGUGCUCUUUUCUCGUUGUGUAUUCAGGUUAAUGCACUUCUGUAAAAAAUCUACUCAAAGGUUGUUUUAAAGGACCCUCUAAAAAGUCAUUUGCAGUACUGUCUUGUGCAGCAUGUAUUAUGAAUUUGUAUUGUUUGGAUUGUCUGAAAUAUUGAUCUCUGGCAAAUACAGUGUCAUUGUCUGUUCUUGGAAUUAAUUUUAUUACAGAAGUAAACAUGUAGAAAUGAA